GAACGGUCUGUGGGGAAGGGGGGAGCAUGCGCAACAGCGUCGGUGGCGUCUGUGGCCCGAAGCAUCGCAUGGGGGGAGCGCGAAGAAGCCGCAGGUGUGGGGGGCGGGGGCGAUCGGGCAGGUGCGAGGGAGCCACAGAGCAGCCCCUCCUCCGCCGCUGAAGAGUUGUCUGCCUGAUUCCUCUGCUUCUCAGCCUGCACUCAAAAUCAUCAUGUCAGGGUCUGGAAGUAAGCGAGCAGCUGGAGAUGGGGGCUCAGGCCCCCCUGAGAAGAAAUCCAACAGGGAGGAGAAGACCACAACCACCCUGAUUGAGCCCAUCCGGUUGGGAGGCAUCUCUUCUACGGAAGAGAUGGACCUCAAGGUACUUCAGUUCAAGAACAAGAAGUUAGCAGAACGCCUUGAGCAGCGGCAGGCCUUUGAAGAUGAACUGCGUGAGCGCAUUGAGAAACUGGAGAAGAGACAGGCCACCGAUGAUGCUACCCUCUUAAUUGUCAACCGAUACUGGAAACAGCUGGAUGAGACGGUACAAGAGCUCCUGAAACGUUACGAUGAAGGUUGUGAGCAGGCUGUAGAAGAACCCAAAAUGGAGAUACCUGGAGCGGAGUUGGAUCCCAAUCUUGUAGGGCAAGAAGGGAUGGAGAGGAGAGAGAUGGUUCUGUCCCCGGUUACCCCCCCUGCCCCCUGGAAGCCCGGAGGUGCCAUGCUGAACGAGCCAGCCCUUUCCUUCCUGGCUGCCUUGGCCAGCAGCAGCAGCGAAGAGAUUGAGUUGCAGCUGCAGGAGCAAAUGGAGUUCUCCAAAGCUGCCGUCUCCCGCAUUGUGAAGGUUUCUGACAAGAUCCACCGUCGCACUGAGGAACUCUGCCAGAAGAUCCAUGCCCGUGUGGAAUUUGACCAACUGGAAGAAGCGGUGAAGUCCCUCAACAGGGAGUUGACGAGAGAGAACCGACAUCUGCAAGAUCUAACUACUCAGCUGCAGGAGAAGCACCAUAAGAUCUCCCUGGAGUAUACAGAGCUGCAGGACAAGGUGACCUCCUCCGAGACCAAAGUGCUGGAGAUGGAGACGACCAUCGAGGACCUGCAGUGGGACAUCGAGAAACUGCGCAAGCGGGAGCAGAAGCUGAACAAGCACCUAGCGGAGGCGCUGGAGCAGCUGAACUCUGGUUACUAUGCGUCGGGUAGUUCUGGUGGCUUCCAGGGCGGACAGAUCACUCUGAGCAUGCAGAAGUUUGAGAUGCUGAAUGCGGAGCUGGAAGAGAACCAGGAGCUGGCCAACAGUCGCAUGGCCGAGCUAGAGAAACUGCAGCAGGAAAUGCAGCAGGCUGUGAGGACCAAUGAGAAGCUCAAGGUGGCGCUGCGUAGCCUGCCUGAGGAGGCAGUGAAGGAGACCCUGGAGUACAAGGUGCUACAGUCCCAGUUCUCACUGCUGUACAAUGAGAGCCUGCAGGUGAAAACCCAGCUGGAUGAGGCCCGUGCCCUCCUGCUUACCACCAAGAACAGCCACCUGCGCCACAUUGAGCACAUGGAGAGUGAUGAGCUGAAUUUGCAAAAGAAGUUGCGGACGGAGGUGAUCCAGCUGGAGGACACACUGGCGCAGGUGCGCAAGGAGUACGAGAUGCUGCGCAUUGAGUUUGAGCAGAACUUGGCGGCCAACGAGCAAGCGGGUCCCAUCAACCGAGAGAUGCGUCACUUGAUCAGCAGCCUUCAGAACCACAACCACCAGCUGAAGGGAGACGUGCAGCGCUACAAGCGCAAGCUCCGGGAGGUGCAGGCAGAAAUCAACAAGGUUCGGAUGCAACAGAGUGGGUUUCCCUCUGGCUCAAUGGCAGCGGCCCCUACUCCAGGGAGUGAGGACCCCAUGGGAGUCCCAGGUGCCCCAGGAGUAGCCACGGUGAAAGAGGAGGAGGGCUCUGUGCCACCUGAGGUGAAGAAGGAGCUUAAAGAGGUGCAAGUGAAGAAGGAGCCCAAGGAGGAGCUGGUGACGCCCCAGCCCCUUGGGAGCCACGAGGGAGUAAAGAAGGAGGAAGAAGAGCCGCCUCCCUCCCAGCCUCCUACCCCACAGCCACCCCCGCCGCCCCGAUCCAAGGAGCCUGAGCGGUCUAAGGGGCGGGGCGGAGAACGGGGCGGGGACCGCGAGAGGUCCCGGGAUCGGGACAAGGAGACCUCGUCUUCCUCCUCUUCCUCAUCCUCCUCUUCCUCGCGGGAUCGGGAGAAACAGAAGGGUGGCGGAGGCAGCGAGGAUGCCAAGAAGAAGGACUCCGAUCUGCUCAAACAGCUGCGGGCGGAACUCAAAAAGGCUCAAGAGAGCCAGAAGGAGAUGAAGCUCCUCUUAGAUAUGUACAAGUCCGCGCCCAAGGAGCAACGGGACAAAGUGCAGCUUAUGGCAGCUGAGAAGAAAACCAAGGCAGAGGUGGAGGAGCUGCGGGUGAGGAUCCGCGAGUUGGAGGAGAAGGAGAAGAAAGAGAGCAAGAAAAUGGCCGAUGAGGAUGCUUUGCGUAAGAUCAAGUUGGCUGAGGAGCAGAUUGAACACCUGCAGAAAAAGCUGGCUGCAACGAAACAGGUAUUUUUCUGGGAGGAAGAGGAGGACUGCAGUGCCCCUCAGUCCAGCUAGCAUGGUUGGUGAGUA
Molecule: messenger RNA, 2623 nt
Organism: Pogona vitticeps (central bearded dragon)
Lineage: Eukaryota; Metazoa; Chordata; Lepidosauria; Squamata; Agamidae
Source: RefSeq, a predicted model, not a curated record